AUGGAAUGCAAAGCGCCUAUGAGGGCGUUGACGACGUUCAUCCAGGAAACUUCCCAGGCGUCUAAAAAUGUUAGGCAUGAUGAUGAUGGAGAUACGGGCGCGAAGAAGAAGAAGAAGAAGAAGAAGAAGAAGAAGAAGAAGAAGAAGAAGAAGAAGAAGAAGGAGAGAGGCUUCCAAAGUGCCUGA
Messenger RNA from Penicillium angulare, 186 nucleotides. RefSeq lists its product as uncharacterized. The transcript has 2 exons. Bases 1 to 186 code for a protein of 61 amino acids. The record is from RefSeq and is a predicted model, not a curated record. Lineage: Eukaryota; Fungi; Ascomycota; Eurotiomycetes; Eurotiales; Aspergillaceae.